GACUAACCGUGAUGGUUCCGCCGCGCGAGGAGCCGGUCUGAAGGCAGAGGGGGGGUCGGGGGCUGUGUUGUGCGAGUAUGGCCACCGACAACAGGAUCAAUUUCUGGAGGAGAAACCCAAAGGUUCCCGGAAGUGUGCGGCCAGUUUAUGGAGCACAGCAUCCGCCUCUCGAUCCCCGUUUGCGGCGCACGUAUCUCAAAGACACAAAACCCAAGAUCAACAAUGUCAAGACUAAAAAAGCUUCAAGCUUCCACGAGUUUGCUCGCAGCACCAACGAUGCUUGGGACAUUGAUGAUGAAGAGGACGAGGACUUUUGUGGGGCUCCCCCGCCAGCUUCCUCUGCACCAUCAGGCCUGGACUCUGUCUCGUCGCUGCACAAACAAAAGCUGCAGCAUCAAGCAGACGACCCGCAGAGCGUGUCAUCCCAAAGACUGGCUCCACCCAUCGAAGUGGGUCAGGACCUCCAGGACGGGCAGGAGGAGGAUGCAGAACACGAGCAGGUCAACGGCAGGCUGGUGAAGUCUUGUAGUGACGCAGAUGUCGGCUCAUCCUCGGCUGUUCGCUCCUCACUGCAGAAGCAGCAGUCGCUCCCCGUGCGUCCCAUCAUCCCGCUGGUGGCUCGGAUCUCCGACCAGAAUGCUUCAGGAGCCCCUCCCAUGACGGUCCGGGAGAAAAACCGUCUGGACAAAUUCAAGCAGCUGCUGGCGAGCCCCAACACUGACCUCGAGGAACUCCGGAAGCACAGCUGGUCCGGAAUACCGAGAGAAGUCCGGCCGAUCACCUGGAGACUCCUCUCUGGAUACCUGCCUGCCAACAAGGAGCGCAGAGAGCAGGUGCUCCAGCGAAAGCGGGAGGAGUACUUUGGAUUCAUUGAACAGUAUUACCACUCCAGAACAGAUGAGCACUAUAAAGACACGUACAGACAGAUCCACAUCGACAUUCCGAGAACCAACCCUCUGAUUCCACUGUUCCAACAGCCCGCCGUGCAAGAGGUGUUUGAGCGGAUUCUCUUCAUCUGGGCCAUUCGUCAUCCGGCCAGCGGUUACGUUCAGGGCAUAAACGACCUGGUCACGCCCUUUUUUGUUGUCUUCCUGUCGGAGUUUGUCACGGAGGACAUGGAGAACUUUGACGUGGCGGCGUUGCCUCUGGACACUCAGAGAAACAUCGAGGCCGACAGUUUCUGGUGCAUGAGCAAGCUGCUGGACGGCAUACAGGACAACUACACCUUUGCCCAGCCAGGAAUCCAGAAUAAGGUCAAAGCUUUGGAGGAGCUGGUCAGCAGAAUCGACGUGGAUAUUCACAAUCAUUUCAAGAGGUAUGAAGUGGAGUACCUGCAGUUCGCCUUCCGGUGGAUGAACAACCUCCUGAUGAGGGAACUGCCGCUCCGCUGCACCAUCCGUCUGUGGGACACCUACCAGGCUGAAGCCGAAGGUUUCUCCCACUUUCACCUGUACGUUUGUGCUGCAUUCCUCAUCGAGUGGCGUAAAGAAAUCCUGUCCAUGGUUGACUUUCAGGGCCUUCUCAUGCUUCUGCAGAACCUUCCCACCAUCCACUGGGGGAACGAGGAGGUGGGCCUGCUGCUGGCUGAAGCUUACAGACUCAAGUACAUGUUUGCAGAUGCACCCAGUCACUAUAAGAGGUAGAAGCCCCGCCUCCCCAUCGGGGGUGUCUGAGGUACCACGGAAAAGACUAAUGUGACUCUGAUGCUUCAAGCACUCAACUUCAUGCUGUGAAAGUCCAGUCCGGUGGCAGUGAUGUGGAUCUGGACUGUCUGCAGUCAAAGUGUAUUGUUGUUUUAACAGACUGUUACAGUGUAUUUUACCACACCUA
Molecule: messenger RNA, 1830 nt
Organism: Oryzias melastigma (Indian medaka)
Lineage: Eukaryota; Metazoa; Chordata; Actinopteri; Beloniformes; Adrianichthyidae
Gene: tbc1d22b
Product: TBC1 domain family, member 22B
Exons: 14
Coding region: 78-1643 (521 amino acids)
Biological process (GO): activation of GTPase activity
Molecular function (GO): GTPase activator activity
Source: RefSeq, a predicted model, not a curated record